Melanotaenia boesemani (Boeseman's rainbowfish) is the source of this 1150-nucleotide messenger RNA. It is a transcript of the gene gadd45gip1, whose product is annotated as growth arrest and DNA-damage-inducible, gamma interacting protein 1. The transcript has 2 exons. Lineage: Eukaryota; Metazoa; Chordata; Actinopteri; Atheriniformes; Melanotaeniidae. The record is from RefSeq and is a predicted model, not a curated record. Bases 23 to 715 code for a protein of 230 amino acids. Gene Ontology annotation, cellular component: nucleus.
GAUCUUUCUAUCCUGUGGAAAUAUGGCGACCUCCAUGCUGUGUAGGAGGACGUUGGAAUUAUGUAGGACUUUAAAAGGACUUUCCUCCUCGAUGGCUUUACUAUCUGUGAACUAUCAGCGUGGAUCUAUGUUACAGACAGCAUGCUAUAACCCAAAACCGCUAAAACUGAACCUUCGGGAACCUUACAUCCCGGACAAGAAUAACGUGAAGACGCCGGAGUGGCAGAAAACGGCCCAAUACGAUGCGAAGCUGUUCGGUCGGUACGGCUCGGCUUCGGGUAUUGACUCUGCUUCUCUGUGGCCCAGCCAUGAGCAGCUGGAUGAAAUUAUCGCUGAAGAAAACGAAUGGCAUCCCUCACUAGAGGUUAUGCUGAAGAACAUAGAAGACAAGGCGAAGGAGGAAACUAAAAAACGACUAGCAAAAGAGAAACUCAUAGCAGAAAACAUGGCCAAAAUGCCCAAGAUGGUCGCCGACUGGCGCAGAGAAAAAAGUGAGACCAAAAAGAAGCUGAAGGAGGAGAAGGCUCGGCGGGCAAAACUGCUGGCUCAAGCCAGGGAGCGUUUUGGUUACGCCAUCGACCCCCGCAGCCCUAAGUACUUGGAAAUGGUGGCCGAAAUUGAGAAAGAAGAGAAGAAGAAAAAGAAAUUAUUAAAGCGCCGGCUGAGAGAGGAGCAGGCGGCAGCUCCAGUAACCCCUCCCACUGCCCCGUCUUAGCCCUGGACUGCGUCGUUUUAGAUGCCUGUUUAUUAGGGUUUCUCCUGCAGUCCUAAAACAACUUCUUAAAGAACUUCUUUCUGUUAUGGGGUUGUAGUGCAAAGAUAUGCAUUUUAAACCCCGUUUUAGUUAGAAUCAUCACAAACUACAUCCACUCUGGCAGUCAUGGUGUUGGUCCAUUUUCAUACAGUUUUCCUGAUAAACUAACAGCCUCAUGAAAAAUAUCAGCUGUUUCCAAGUUUAUUAAGACUGUGGGUUUUCUACAGAGUCCAAGGAUCUGUGCCAGGAAAUAGUCACGAACAUCUUCAAGACCUGGAUUUGGAAAAAAGAAAAAAAUGUUUUGCUGUUGGAUUAAAUUGUUUUACUCUUAUUUGUAUUUACUUUCCUUAUCACCUCAUAUGCAAUACCUUGAAAUAAAUAUAAAAUUCUUCAAGA